Messenger RNA from Rhipicephalus sanguineus (brown dog tick), 966 nucleotides. RefSeq lists its product as uncharacterized. Bases 1 to 966 code for a protein of 321 amino acids. Lineage: Eukaryota; Metazoa; Arthropoda; Arachnida; Ixodida; Ixodidae. Gene Ontology annotation, molecular function: nucleic acid binding. The record is from RefSeq and is a predicted model, not a curated record. The transcript has 3 exons.
AUGGACGGUGGCAAAGUUGGCCGCAGCAUGUCGAUCCUGCCGCGCGAGCAUGGCGACGUGCGACGCGACACCAACUCCCUGCCGGAAGACGGGGCCGGCCCUUCGCUAGAAGGCGCGGUCGACGUCCGCGCUCAACGCCAGAAGCCAACCACCGACCGGGGCACCCAGACGUCGCAGGAGCGGGAACCUGCCGCUCGACCAGAAGCACCAACCGGUUCCAAGCGCCGUGCCAGGGACGAUCCUCGCAACUCGCCCGUUUUGAAGAUCAAUCUCCAAGAAUUCAUUCCAGAGUCCCAGGUCAUCGACUACGAGGAGGUCGACUCGCGCAGGCUGAAGCUCUCGUGUUUCCCCAAGGGCACCAAAGAAGAAGACGCCGCCGACCUCUGCAAGGGCGCCGUCGCCACAAGUACCCUGGUCAAGGGUGAAAACUUGAUCCACUACUACGCGACAUACGGCACCCCGGAAGAAGCCGUCGCGGCCGCUCAGGUGCUCGACGGCGUCGAGGUCAAGGGAGCUCGCAUCAGGUCUACGUACAUGGGGGAGCGCUGGCACGACCCCGGAACGUGCCCUCCGGUGUCGUCCAACAUCCUGGACAUAUCGAACGUGCCGAGCGAGUACUGCAGCAAAGAGAAGCUGGGGACCGUCUUCAAGAUGGGCGAGGUGACGAAAGUGUCCGCAACGGGAACUUGCAAAGUGGAGUUCCCGUCUUCCACGGAGCUCAUCAAGACCGUCAGAGACCCCAGUUACCACACCUUGGCCGGACAGCGCUUGAAGUUUGCGAUGGCCAUUGACCCCAUCCUAGCCAAGAACCUCAGCAAUGCCAACGUGGGAGCCGCUAAGCGACCUAUGAAGAACCCACCACCGAAAACUUCGACAGGAAUGGGCAGCGCGGAUCGGUCUCUCCUGCAGGGCGCAAAACCUGCGCGACAAGAACCGGAAGGCGCUUCUGUUGAAGCCAGGGUUUGA